Messenger RNA from Parnassius apollo (apollo), 3684 nucleotides. Lineage: Eukaryota; Metazoa; Arthropoda; Insecta; Lepidoptera; Papilionidae. The record is from the annotation of a GenBank genome assembly.
AUGGAACAAUCUUCUGCAAAUGAUAUUGCUGAAGUUGGAUCUACAAGUCAAAUACAAGAUCCGGUUGCACAAGAAAAAUCGGAACCCAUUGCAGAUGAGGUCACUACAACCGUUGACACUUCCCAAUCAUUGUUCCCGGAGAGUCCAGUAUAUGAACCUGAAUAUGAUCUAGUAAACCUUGAAGAAAAUACUGAGAUGGAAAGUAGUACUUUGGAAGAAGCUGACCUUAAAGGUGGCCAACCAUCAUCAGUAGUUAAACGUAAAUUAUCUGAUGAAUUUCCCGACAGCAAAUCAAAAAUACAAAAACUUGAGACCAUAGACAUCAGUGAAGAAAAUACAGUAUCUUCUCAAGCUUUAGAUCAAGAGGUAUCUGAAAUUACUAAUGCAGCAAAACGAAAGAUAGAGGAUGAAAUACCUACCACCUCAAGACUGCGUACUCCAGUGCGAUCUAGUCCAAGAAAAAUAACUAAACGUAGUAAUAGUGUUGAAAUUAGCACAACUAAGACACCAAAGACUCCUAAAAGACCAGCUAGUGUAGAUAUAACUAAAUCAGGUAAAACGCCGCGUAAGGUAGAAAUCAAUUUCAAAGAAUUGAAAACUUCAGAUACAGUACAAACACUUAGUUCAGAUAUCUCUAACUCCAGAGCGAGUGUAGAAUUUGUUGCUGAAAUACCACCUGUUAAAAUACCAGACACUAUUGUCGAGGAGGUUUCUGAUUUAAAUGACUCUCAAGACUUCCAUUUAGCUCUAUCGCCUACUUCUGAUGGAGAGGGGACAACUGAAGAGAAACCCAAACAUUACAAUAGCGAUCCAGUUAUUGCUAAAGAUAGGGAUGAGAUAUUAGAUGCGGGGAAGAUACAGCAAACUAGAAGUGAAGGUUACAAUUAUUCCGAUUUGAGUAGCAAUCUAUCACAACUUCUGCCAAAGGAUUAUAAUAAAGGAAAAACCACUGAUCAAGAAAGCACUGAUAGUGCUUGUUCUGUAGUUCUAGAUAGCCCCGAUCAUGUACCCACUGUAGCAUCUAAAUUGAUCUCUAAACUAUCUAAUGGGAAUUCUUCGACACCGACUGAAAUAGCAGCAGAUGUGAAACAUAACACGGAGGAUAGUGAUGGUACCCCAGAUUUAGUUAAAUUGAAUAGUAGGAAUGAAAAGAGGGGCAAAAAUGAGUCCUUCAGAGUUAGUAACACAACUACACCAUCGACAAUUUCGCCUUUACAAAAUGGACACUCUUUGCCUGUAAAUACGCCACACAUACCUGUCUUUGAUAUUCAUGUGGGUCAUAAUGAAGAUUGUGAAUUCCUAUCUUUAUACGUCGUUAGGACGGAUAAUGAUUUGGGAAUGGACAUGUGCAGAGAAUACCAAAAAAUUUCUAAGAGAUUCACUAUUGACCCUUAUUUGGCCGACGUUUCCAUUAGCAAUUCACCAUCUAGUGUUACCAGUGUGGGAAUGAUUAAUCUGCCAAAUAGAAUCUCUUUCGCAUCUGCAGUCAGUUCUACAUCUUCUACUUCUAGUAACCGAACGAGUGACGGCGCAUUUGUUGUACCACAACCACCACGAAAAUCUGUAUCAAAUCCAACUACCUCGGUCAAAGGAUAUGAUGCUUUAAUGAAAAAGCUCCAAGAAAUAUUUUCGCAUAUCCGAGACGCGUCGAUUUACGAAGGGAAUCGUUCACUUGGCGAAGAUAAAGUAUCUAUUGGAGUACAGACAUUUUCUAAUUCAACACAGGUUAGCAACGGUAAUGCUAGUCCAGAAGAAGUUAGUAAAUGCGAUAAAGCGACACCGAAGAGCUCGCUGAAAAAAACUCGUGUCAGAGGCCGGAGACACAUGGCGGGUAAAACUAAACGUGCCCUUCUUCCUACGCAGACAGAGGAACCAGAAUACAUGCAUGGUAUGAAUUCUCCCGAAAUGGUGCCAACAAAUGGGGACAGCGGCAAGAUGUCCCCAGUCAAAUCUCCCAAAGACGAUAAACCUCUUUCGUCGAUAGUUGGAACUCCUAAAUCCAUUAGCAAAUUAAAACAGAAACGUCGACCCACCUCCCCGAGACCAGCUACACCUGUAGAAAAGGCUGUAGUCAAACCGGAAUAUCCAGGCUUCGCUCCCGAUACAGUGGUACUAGCGAAAUGGGUGGAUAAACGUUACUACUCGGGAAAAAUUCUAGAGAUUACAGACCUAAACAAAUAUUUGAUCAAAUUUGAUGACGGACAAAGUAAAGUGCUUUUAGAUGAUUUUAUAAUAUUCGGUGAUAUGAAGAAGCUACCACUUCAAGGCCAAUCAGUAUACGCUUUAGUAGAUGAAGAACAGAAUUACGAGCCUGGAUUGGUUCUAAGUGUCGAGGAAAAUGACAAUGGCACUGUUACUUAUAGAUGUACAACAGAUGGUGAUACAAUAGUUAUGGUAACUGCCAGUGAACUGUAUCUAACUGAAGACCAGGCUCGAUCGCUAAAGGAGUCCUCGCGGCCUCGAUCACCAGCCGCUCCAGCAACUCCAAGGAGACGCCAUAACAGGGAAUUGGAUUUAGACAACAUUAUACAGGGUCCUCGCAGUGCUCGAUGUCGGGACAAGGGCAACUCCAGUACAAGAAAACGGGUCACCUCCCCUAAAAGCCCUAAAGCCUCUACAUCUGGUGUGAAAACAAAAAGCACUCCAGUGGGUGGACGGAAACGCCUAGCAAGCGAGAGUAGCGAAAUAAGUGAGAGUAGCAACUCUGCUCCACCGACUCGAUUGGAGGAAGUAGCUGGCGUCGAACCUGAGGUUCAGAAGACUCCGAGGAAGAUUGAUGGGGUUAAAGCCGGUCCGCUGCAACUGAAGGGUGCGGCAAAGCAAAAUAUCGGCAAGAAAAACUCGAAGCUCACGAAAUUCGAAAACGAUGUGGACACCGUGACCACCUUAGGCCCGAUCCCGAGCGGGAGCAAGUUGUUCGAGGGUCAGCACUUCUUGCUCACCUGCACUGAGCCACCUCGACGGCAACGGAUGCAGAAGUUCAAAGAGAGUCGACAUUAUUCUUCCGAGGAAGACAGCGAAGCAACAUCCGCCUAUGUUGGUACUGAUACUGAGGAUCUGGUCUUCUGUGAUAGACCAUUCAAUAAAGAGCGCCUUAAAGAGCAGUUGGAAGCAGGAGGUGGGAUUGUACACAGCCACUUCGAUGAUGUGCCAAAGAACAAAUAUUCAGUAUGUAAAUUAAUAGCACCGAGGCCAUGUUUGACUGCAAAAUACAUACAGUGUUUAGCAGCAGACAUCCGAGCACUGUCCCACGGCUGGGUCAUCAUGAGCUGUAUCAGAAACUCACCCCAAGACAUGGAUGCCUUUGCUCUACCAGCCGGCUGGUCCAUACUACAAGAGAAGUUUAUGAAUUGGAAUUCACCGUCAGGUAGACGCAAUGCUGCAUUCUUCAAGGAUAAGGUAAUACUCCUUUGCGCCGAUCAGGACUUCGUUAAAUUUUGGGAACGUGUAUGCACAUUAGCUGGGGCAACCACACGAAUAGUAAAUGAAGAGGACAUAAACACGUCCGGAGCUUUAGUCCUUGUCACCGAUUGGGAAUGUCCGCACGAAGUGCAGAACAAGGCCAGUGAAGAUAAUAUACCGCUUGUGUCAACAACGUGGGUUGUCCAAUGCCUUAUCGAAGCUAAGGCCCUGAACCCCACCAGCCACGUUAAGUUCUCAUUUAUGUAUACGGAGCCAGAAUGA